CACCCAGUUUUGUUGUAUUCAGAAGAGUUUGGGUUCUGCCAACUUCAAAUUACUCUCCUGGUUUUUUUUUUUAAAGUGUGUAUUCCCUUUGGCUGUUAUCCACCAUGCAAAGUGCAGAAUUUGACACUGCUCACAAUUUCCUCUUUCAUAAGAAUCCCAGCCCUUGUAGCUGGAUUGAAUGCAUUUUAAAAAAUAGGGUUGUCUUUGUUUCAGAUGGAGAAAUAGGUUGGGUAACGCUUUCUCCACCUCUCCUCAGCAAUUCAGCGUCUCCCCUCCCCCUCCCCACCAUUCCAUAUUCCUUAUGUGGUGGAGAGAGACUUUGUAAAGUGCUGCAGAAGAGGCAUCGUAGAAAAUUGAAGGCAAGCAGAUUUCUGUGGAGGCUUCAUUUUUUGUCAACUGUUGGAGCUGCAGUGGAAAUUGGCAACUUAAGGGUUAAUUCCAUUGUCACUGUUUAUGGGGUGUUGGGGGGAGAUGGUACCUCUCGUGGGAGAUACAUCAUGCUCCUACUGGGGUAGUUCGUCCGCUUUUGGUCCUCACCCUGCACUCGACUCACAUCUGUGGCUCCUAGAAUCUGCCAGCAUGUGACAGCAGUCACACUCCAGGAACAGCGCGCGCGCACACACACACACACACACACAAUUUUUAUUCACUUUUUCCAAUCAGUACAAACACCAAACUAAAAAGACAUGUUCAACAAAAAAACCAUAAUAACAAUAAUAGCACAAAUUGACAACACAAAUUUAGAUACAGUAAUUUCCCUAUGCCUACUCCUUGUUUAUCACCACUCCCCCACUGUUAUCUGCCUUGUCACUUAGCUAUUUGUUCCAAAUUUAUUCGUAUUUAUCCAUUCUUAUUUUGCGUCGACCAGCAAUUCUUUCGUAUGUAGCUAAUCUGUCCAUAUUAUCAAUCCAUAUGCUCAGUGGAAUCUUUUUGCAACUCUUCCAAUUCACCGAAACAAGAUUUUUUGCUUCUAUUAUAGCACGAUACAACCACUUUUUUUUGGCCCCUUGAGAUCUUCCAAGUUAAACAUUAGGAAGAACUUCCUGACAGUAAGAGCUGUUCAACAGUGGAAUUUGCUGCCAAGGAGUGUGGUGGAAUCUCCUUCUUUGGAGGUCUUUAAGCGGAGGCUUGACAGCCAUCUUGUCAGGAAUGCUUUGAUGGUGUUUCCUGCUUGGCAGGGGGUUGGACUGGAUGGCCCUUGUGGUCUCUUCCAACUCUAUGAUUCUAAUAUAAUUUAGAAAUAAAUUCAGUUUGGCUGGGCUUAACCAGGUGAGGGUAAGUGAUGCACCUCGAAUCUUCAAUGAGAUAGGGACUUCCCCAGCAUGCGAAGACAGGCUCCGGCAGAUUGAGUGGACAAGAUCAGUAGCAGGUCCAAAAGUCAAGAAGGCGGUUUCUGCAUGUGCUGUAGAAGGAAGUGAGGGGCAGACAGGGAUCACCAACCAGGUAAGGUAGCCCGUCUUGAAGGAAAACUCUGAUCCUAAACCUCGACCACCUUUGGGAGGGGAAAAAAGGCUACACAAAUCCAGAGUGGAGUCCCUGGCAGUUGUUUUGUACCUUGCCUCCUUCCUCCUGCAGCCAAGCUGGUGCCAGACAUAUUGCUCUGCUUUCCUUUGGAUACCAGCGAGGCCGAGAGGAUGGUCUUGGCAUCAUAAACGCUGCCCAAGCUUAUGCCCCUGGGAGGUCACUUGAGUGCUGACUUCACCCCUGGAGGCUCACUCCAUUGUCUCUUGAGACAGGUGGACGCCUGUUUGCUGAGACAGGAAGUGCGCUGAUUGGCUAUGCUGCUGUGAGGGAGUUUUCUGGUGAAUGUUAAGCUGGACCUAACCCUGCCCCCAAUGAGACCUGCCCCUCUCUAUUUCUUUAUCCUCAAACUAUACACUUUUUGUUGUUGUUGUUCAGUUUCCUCUGUAAAAUGCCACCGGGAUUUAUUUUGCCUCUAGACUCCGGUGUUAUGUAAGUGACUUUGCUAACACCCAUAACCACAGUGUAGUCAUAGCAGAGUCACUUAUUCCAGGUGAAACAGGGCAAGGAUGAAGUGCAAACUCUUGGCUCCUAUGUUGGUGUAACCCCAUAUACACAUUCUGUAGAUCUGUAGUCACAUCCCAUUUCUUCUUCUCUUAAAAGUUGAUAAAGCACUUUUCAGAUGCACAUUUAUGAUUCUCAGAGAGGUUUGUGAUACACAUAAAACAUUCAAAUCCAUAAAUAACAAUAGUUUAAAUGUCCAGGUGGGACAGGCAGCCCUGUAUUGGGAAGUUUUUAAUGCUUGAUGUUUUAUUAUGUUUUUAUAUAUGCUCUAAGCCACCCAGAGUGGCUGGGGAAACCCAGCCAGAUGGGCGGGGUAUAAAUAAUAAAAAAUAUUCUUAUCGUUAUUAUCAUUAUAUACUUUCAGCAACUACAGCAGCCAGAACUACAACAAAAAGGAAUCAGUUCAAUAGUCAGGACGUACCAGAGUAACUCCAGAGAUCUCUAACCACAUCAUCACUGCUUGCCUUAUUGUUUUACCGCUUAUGUAUUUGCCACCUUGUGCUCCUUUGGGAGGAAGGUCGGGAGAUAAUUUUAAUUAAUAAACACACUUAUUUCAUAUGCACAGUCUAAUCUAAGUUUGGGUCUGGUAGUUGUCAGGAAUGAGCCAGCAGUAAAUCACACAGAGUGGUUGACGCUAACUCUUGAUUAGAAAACAGGACCUGCAAAGGAGUGCUAAGCCUACUGAGCACAUAAACUCUUCUUCAGUAGAGACAAUUGCCUUCCCACAGCUCCCUAAGAGCCCUCCUCUUCUAGGUUUUCUCCAAGCAAUCUGAGACUGUGCCGGUGUGCCUGGAUCUGUUCCUGCCGCUUCAUGCCUUUUCUGGUUCUGGGAGAACAUCAGGGAAGGGAGCUUGUCGCAGAAGGCAGGGGAGACACCCGGGAAUCUGCACCAACCCGACUCAUCUCUGUCUCUUGGCCUUCCUCAUCCUACUAUCUGCCUCUGAGUCUGGACUGCUCUCUGUCACAGGCUCUCCCUCCUCACUAAGCCCUGUUACCUCUUUAGCUUCCGGCACCUCCUCUUCCCAGACUUCUCCCUCUGACUACUCACUGUUGUCCCAUCACCAAACUCUAGGCUCCAAGCCUUCUUCCCUUGGGGGUACCCUAGUUGGUUCCUCCCAACAUUCCCCUGAGUCCAACCAGUCUGUGACAAAAGUUGUGAAUCAGCGGGAGGGUGGACUAAGCAAUCUUUGGUUGUUUCUAUAUCUUUCAUUUUCUGCUGCUCCAAAGAACUGGCUGCUUUAGAAAUCUAGUCCUGAGCCACUUCAAAGGUGCUGAUAAAUGCCUUUGAUCUGCCAGGUUGGGACUGGAGGAUCCUAAUCUCCCUAACCAACAUGGUAUUACUUAUAUUUUUCUUUUCUCGUGUGACUUCACUUUUUUUUCCUGCUUGCUUGUUUAAUAUAGCUGAAUUCAAAGGGGGGAACUAUCUUCAGUUAAAAGCAAAAAAAAAAAAAAAAAGCCAAAGAUCCCCCCCCAAAAAACUCUCCUUCAAUCUUUGCCCCCCAUCAGUCUGUACCAGAAGCUUAGCAAAUACCAAAUUAAAGCCCCCUCCCCCAAGAUCCUGGCUGGUGUCCAAAACCCUUCCAGAAAAGGAAACAUUGAUAAAAUCAACAUCUGCCUUGUACAACAAGAUAGCUGAAGAAAGGCUUGUGCCUUUGGUGGUUUGGCUGUGUAUAAUCUGAGUCUGUGUAUAAUCCAUGUUGUAUUUUGAACUGCGGGUGCCUAUCCACAAUUACAGCUCUCUCUCUGCUCAAUAAACCUGGCCAAAGUACAUUGUGCCCUGAUCGUUUUUGUUGGUUGCUUUUACACAGCAAAGGAUUUCUGCAAAUAAUAAAAAAAAAGUCUUUAACUUUUUUCUCUCCUUCCUGUUUUGAUAAGAAAAUAAUAUAACAGGAGUCGAGUUCCUUCUUUACAAGGAUGAGAGCCAAGGCUUUUUGUUGUUGAUUUAGGGAAAAGGACUCGGCAUUAGGUUUCCAGUGGGAAUAAACAGCGUAUAAUUUGAGAUCUGAACCGACUCCCUUGCUAAGAUGUAUUUUGGGACACGUGGAAUAAUAAAACUCCCCUCUUGUUCUAUAUUUGAACUUCAGUGGUAUCCAAGGUUUUUAUUUCAUCUCCAGGCCAAGUCCAGCUCUUUGGGGGCCUUGGGGUAGCUUGGCUGGGGUGGGGUGAUGGCUUUACAUAUCUGGGGGAUAGAACUAAGUAAAGGCACAGCCUGGUGUAAGGAGGCAGUGAUUUCCAUCCUGCCUUGUGUCCAUGGCAAUCAAAGCUGUUUCUGUUCUACUACAGUUCAGCUUCUGCUAAAAACAUCCUCUACAGACGGAAUGAAUGUAGUUUACUGAAGAAAAAUCAGCAAGGCAUUUAAAUGGAAGGGAAAUGUGAAGAACUGGGCAGAAAAUAAUGGAAUUGUUUAUGCAACAUUCAUGGACACAAACAUAUUAGCCAAUACCGCUCACAUUCGCUUGCAUGAUUUCCGUUUAUGAAAUCGGGCAAGCAUGUGAAUUGUGGCUGACGGAAUUCUCCAACAUCCCUUGACACAGAUAAUCAGGUCUGAAAAGAAGUCAGACAGGUGACCAGAGGACCUGUUCUGCAAUGGGGUUCACACUACUGUAUUAGACUAGGGUCUAGAUGAGUUUGGAAGCAGGUAAAGAGCCCAUGCCAAGAGAGAACAAAGAUGGCAGGACUGAGUCUUAUUUGAUGGGUCUGGGCAUGGCGACUGCCCACCUGCACCUAUGAGAUAUGAAAACACUGUUUGUACCAUGCUGUACUCUGCCAUCUUUGCAUUUGCGCAUGCUAGAAUGUAUUUUGUUAGACUGGUUAAGUUGUGAUUCCUGCAUUGUAGGGAUUGGUCCUUCCAAGUCCAAAACUUGAUGAUUCUAUGACAGGCAUCCCCAAAAUGCGGCCCUCCAGAUGUUUUAGCCUACAACUCCCAUGAUCCCUAGCUAACAGGACCAAUGGUCGGGGAAGAUGGGAAUUGUAGUCCAAAACAUCUGGAGGGCCGAAGUUUGGGGAUGCCUGUUCUAUGAGAAACCUUACUUUGCUCCUGAGAAUUAGCCAGAUGAAGCCAAGCGACUAAUACACAUUGCGACAAUGCAGCAUGUACUGAGAACUGAUCAUUUGAAUUGAGACCAUUUUGCAUGCGAUGUACCAAUGGCAGAGGGACAAACCGGCUCUGACCAAUACCAAUAGCGGGCAUUUGGUUACAGGAUUGGUGCGGGGGGUCUUUCUGCAUUUCAUGAAUGCUGAGCACCAGACCUCAUAGCCAAGUGCCAGAUCAGACCAAAAACCUAUCAGCCUUGCCCAUCAGAUGGCUCUCUAGAUCAGCAUGCUUUUUCCCAUAGUGGCUGACCAUUGUGACCAUCUUUUCUUAUAUGUGAGUUUGAGUUAGUUAAUUCAGAUAAACUGUGUACCAUAAACGGUUCCGUUGCGCUAAUUAAACUGUAAGAGAAGCAGUUGUGCACCAGAAGAUUAACGGCAAUCUCAGAAUGAAGAAAUACAGUAGUACUAAUGUUUGUGGCUGGCUGGGAUCUUGAACAGGAACAGUCCGCAAUGCAACAUUUUGUUUCAGAUUUCGGUUGUCUCUCUAAAUGCAUCAGUCUUAUGUCUGAACUGCGAGCUUUCCAGAGGCAUGUGGUUUCUUAAAAACAAUUCACUGAAGUAGUUGGAUGGUUUUUGCUGUCCAGUAUGCAGAUUCCAAUCGCCUUCUCUCACCCCACCUCCAGCUUUCUUUCUUUCUUUUUUACCCCUCUGAAAAAGCACUAGUCUGAGCUGCAUGCGAACAAUUUCUGUGCAGUAAAUCCACAGCCUGUCUUUGGGCUUCCAGAAGCAUUAGUUGAAUUGUUUGAAUCAAGGGCACAGUGGAGACUGUUCCAUUCAGUGCCCAUGUGUUCAUCCCGAUAGCCCUUUGUUCCAAGAGUUGGAGGGCUGCAGAGUUUUGCUGAUGAAAGUGCAAAAACAGCUGUGGCUUUUUUUUAGCAGCUCUCUAAGAUCAAUCUACUGUUUGUAGACCUCGGCAGACAAUUGGACUGCAUGCUCUGUUCGCUGGCUUUGCACAAUGCAAGCUUGUGACCUCUGCCUCUGGCUGCUGGGGAUCUGAAAGUGUUGACGUAGAAGACUUGGGCCUGUGCAAAAGUUUAAUUAUGUUGAGUGGAUGUGGAUGGCAGAACUGACCGAAUGCUUCUCUGCAAAUGCCUCCAGACAUUUAUCACACAAGCUGUGGCAUCCUAAAUUGAGUUGUUCCAGAUGGUCGCCAUGUAUUGUAAGCAGAGAGCAGGGAGCUAUGGGACAAAAAAAAAACCCUGGUGUGCCAAUUCUAGACCUUCACCACCCAUGACCUACCAAAUUGGUUGUGUUUAAGGCAAUGUGCUUCCCAGUUUGUAUCUUCCAAAGCGUAACCACUGCAUUCAUUUAAUGGGAGCCCUUCUGAGAUUGUAUUGCAAUCUUCCCCCAACCGGUUGCUAUGCAGAAACCCUGUCCAGCAAACUGGGGAAAGUCUUUAGUAUGCAUAGAACAAGUUGUACAUACCCCGAACAAGGGUCAUUAUUAUUUUUUUAAAUCGUUUUGGAAGGGCAUAGCAUCCACUUCAUAUUGUCUUGGCCCUCGGUGCCGGAUGAAGAACUUGUUCUCCCAGUCCAGUUUCCGCCAAAGGCUUUAAUGCACAAAUCAGAUUGGAACAUAGCCAAGGCAUGGGUUUACAAGAUGCAGCUGGCACAAAAGGGUUAGAGGCACGGCUAUGUGGAAGCUAAGAUGUUGAUCCAACAUGCCCCGUACACCUUGCUUUUGAAGAGUGGGGCAGGCACAAUGUCAGGAGUAUGGGGAGGAGUCAGGCUCUGGGGCCUGUAGUGCUUUGCAGGACUGGGGCCUGCCUCAGCUUGUGCUGGAGAAGCAAGGAGUGGCCACACAGGUGAAGACCUCAGCUUGUGCUGGAGAGGCAAGGAGUGGUCACUCAGGAGCAAAGCCCCAGCAACCAGACGUCAAUAGCAAUGAUGCAGGAGCCCCAGGAAAUGGUAGAAGAGACUGUAACUGUGGAGGAAGACCCUGGAACCCCAACAUCCCACGUUUCCAUUGUGACUUCAGAAGACGGGACCACGAGGAGGACUGAGACCAAGGUGACAAAAAUGGUGAAAACCGUCACAACCAGAACUGUCCGGCAGGUCCCUGUUGGGCCUGACGGGCUCCCUGUGAUGGACGGAUCAUCUCCCAUGGGCAGCUACACUGACUCCAUAGACAGGAGACACCUGAAGAACGGGGAGCGUUACAUCACGCCGCAAGCUUCUUCCACCUUGACCCGCUCUUACAACAGCUACGACUCCUAUCCCGAUGGCCACGACAGCCAAUACCGCCCGUUCAUGGGCCACGACGGUUACGGGGACCUCCCCGACAACUACGGUAGCUUGUCCCGGGGCGUCAAUUACCGCCCGCGCUACGGCUACGUCCCCGGGAACAGUUACCGGCCGGAGGAUGGUAGCUUCACGUUGCCAAGCAGAAGGGAUAACUACGGCCCGCUACCCCAACCCCAGGUCCCGACGGGUAGCAACGCGGACCUGAACCGCUCCCAGCCGGAACGAUUCCAGCCGGAGCCAUACGGGCUCGAGGAUGAUAACCGCAGCCUCGGGGUUGACGACGAGGGGUACGAGCUGGAUCCGGAGUACUCGACGGUGAACCGUCGGACAUCGGCCGGGAUGCCUGAGAGAGGAAGACCUCACAAGACAAGCAGGGGUUACGAUGACCCGAUUGAGACCGAGAUCGUCGACGAGAGGAUCCCCUACCUGCAUGGCAGCUAUGCGGCACCCUUGGCGCAGCCCGAACGGGGGAGCAUGGCCAGCAUCGACCGCCUGGGCAAGCGCUCUCCUUCCAUUGACAGCAUCCGCAAGGACCCCCGCUGGCGGGACCCUGACCUCCCAGAAGUCAUUGCGAUGCUCAGCCACCCCAUCGAUCCAGUCAAGUCCAACGCGGCAGCGUAUCUCCAGCACUUGUGCUACGAGAACGACAAAAUCAAGAAGGACGUGAGGCACCUCAAGGGCAUUCCCAUUUUGGUGGGCCUGUUGGACCACCCCAAGCCCGAAGUGCACCGCAAGGCUUGUGGGGCGCUCAGAAACAUAUCCUAUGGGAAGGAUAAUGAGAACAAGGUGGCGAUAAAGAACUGCGAUGGGAUCCCGGCUUUGAUCAGGUUGCUGCGGAAGACGAAUGACAUGGAAGUUCGGGAGCUCAUUACAGGCACCCUCUGGAACCUGUCCUCCUACGAGCCCCUCAAAAUGGUGAUCAUUAACCACGGUCUACAGACCCUGACCAACGAAGUGAUCAUUCCCCAUUCCGGCUGGGAGAACGAGCCAAACGAAGACUCGAAGCCUCGAGACGCCGAGUGGACAACCGUCUUCAAGAACACGUCAGGAUGUCUGAGGAAUGUCAGUUCGGAUGGAGCGGAAGCGCGCAGGAGGCUCCGGGAAUGCGACGGCUUGGUAGACGCCCUCCUUCAUGCCCUGCAGUCUGCGGUGGGCAAGAAAGACACGGAUAACAAGUCUGUGGAGAACUGUGUGUGCAUCAUGAGGAACCUCUCUUACCACGUCCACAAAGAAGUCCCGGGAGCUGACAAAUUCCAGGAGCUGGAAGCAAAUCAACUUGGAGGCCUGGGAGGAACUCAGAAGAAGAAGAAGGACGACGCGGGCUGCUUUGGAGGGAAGAAGGCCAAAGGGAAGAAGAACGGAGACGUGGACAGAAACUUUGAUACACUGGAUUUACCUAAGCGGUCUGAGUCAGCAAAAGGUUUCGAGUUGCUCUACCAGCCCGAAGUGGUGAGGCUUUAUCUGUCGAUUCUCACUGAAAGCCAGAAUUUCAACACUCUGGAAGCAGCAGCAGGAGCUUUGCAGAACCUCAGUGCCGGAAACUGGACAGUGAGUGAUUGGUCCACGUAUAUCCGUGCGACAGUGCGAAAGGAGAGAGGCCUUCCAGUCCUCGUGGAGCUCCUCCAGUCUGAUUCUGACAAAGUCGUGAGGGCCGUGUCCAUCGCUCUGAGGAAUCUCUCCAUGGAUCGCCGCAAUAAGGAUCUCAUAGGUAGUUAUGCCAUGGGGGAGCUAGUGAGAAAUUUACCCAGCAAGCAACAGAGGUCUUCGAAAAACCUGGAGGAGGACACUGUGGUUGCAGUCCUGAAUACCAUCCAUGAAAUCAUUACCGACAGCGUGGAAAAUGCCAGGUCCCUGAUCCAGACGCAAGGCAUUCAGAAGCUGGUCGCUAUCAGCAAAUCGAGCCAGUCUUCCAGGGAAACGAAAGCAGCCUCUCACGUCCUUCAGAUGACCUGGAGUUACAAAGAGCUACGGAGCAUUUUGCAGAAGGAAGGCUGGAACAAAUCCCAUUUCCAGUCUGCGUCUGCGACUCCUAAGGGAUCCAAAGGCACCUCUUGCAAGUCUGGCUAUGACGACAGCACCCUGCCUCUUGUGGAUAAAAGUCAAGAUAACGAGAAGACUGGAAGCCGGGAUAUGAUUCCUAUGGAUGAACUCGGGCCAGAUGGCUACUCAACCAUCGAUCACCGGGAGAAAGAGCGAAAAUACAAAGCCAACGACAACAUGGGAGACGCGUCGGAGAAAGAACCACUAAAAUUCCUCCAUUUGGAAACCAACCCCAGCCUUAAAGUCUAUAGCUGUGCAGGAGACUUUGUCCUGAGAAUAGUCACUACCAGCACCUCUGCUCCCUUGUGGUUUCCGUGGUGAGAAGAACUGGAACUGUGUGCGAGUGUCUGUGCAAAACUAGGCGAGGUCUACUCCAUAGGCUUGUGCUCAGAUAUAACCUGGUUUCCCAUCCAUCCAUCUUACUGGUGGACAUGGAACAUGCACCCACUUAUUCCCUAUGUUACGGGUUCCAGUGUUCCUGGGAAGGGCUGUAGUUCAGUGAUAAGAGCAUUUGCUUGCUACUAGAGAAGCCAGGAACUGCACCAGCAACAAAUCCGUAUGGCUUCUGCCUUCGAAAAGCUCCUUGCCCUCGGUCCUCUCCCAAUAUGUCAAGCUGCGCUCAUCAUCUUUUUCUCUUUUUUUGUCCUUACAGUUUUGUAGUUAGCAUCCUGUCCUGGGGAACUUUGUAUCAAGUUGCAAGGAUUGUUUCAGCUCAGCAAUUUUGUCAGGGACUUUUAAAUUUCCAUCCGCCUGCCUCGUUAGGGUAAUCCCUUGUCUUCCCAGCCACACUCACAGUGGCAACUCCAAUAAGCCGCAUGCUUUAUUUAGCUGUGCUCGAGAGCCUUAAAGCUGUGGUGUGAUCGCAAGACCCACUGCCCUCUUGACCCGCUGCUCUGCUUUCCAUACGAAGUUCCACUGGGCAGCACUGUUAGUGGGUGAAGAUUACAGCUGUGUGUGGAUGAUGAGACCUCAGUGACCCUUAUAGCUGGUCCUGCCCCAGGGACACCAUUCUUGUUGAUACCCAUUUGGCCUGACUGCAUUCUUCUCCUAAGCCUGUGCUCGGCCAGGAAAAGGGACCUACCAGCUAUCCCCUUUUGGCCCAGGUGAGCAGCACACACAUUGCACCUGCCUUUUGUGCCAGGAGCACAAAAGAUAGGAGAGGAGAGAAUUUUUUUGCAGAGCUUUCUCACCUCAAGUGAUGGUGGUGUCUUGACUGAGCUGUAGGCAGCAACCUGCGGCAAGGCAGCCCCUAAGAACCAAGAGCCAGGAAGCAAAGCGAGCGCUCGGGUCUGAAGAGUGAGUCAGAACUAAAGGACAAACCAAGAGGCAGGAUCCAAGCUGCAAGUGAGAAGUCAGGACUAGAGCAGCGUGCAAAUGGCUUCUCAUGCUCCAACCUGCUUGCGGGUAGAGGAAUCAGGAGGGUGUAACCACUUGACUAAAUUUCUCAAGGGGAAGGAAAAGUUCUCCGACAGUUUCUCAAAGAGGUGGAGCUCACUUUUAGCAGUAGCACAGGUCCCUGCUCUCCUCCCCCCUACAAAGGUAUGUGUGUGUUAGUGCGGCAUUGGUUCAAGAUGGGCAAGUGUUUAUUCUGUUGCAAGGUGAGAGAUAGGCCACAUUGCUCCAUGGGCUGUAUACUGUAGAACAGGCUUCCUCAACCUCGGCCCUCCAGAUGUUUUGAGACUACAAUUCACAGCAUCCCUGACCACUGGCCCUGCUAGCUAGGGAUCAUGGGAGUUGUAGGCAAAAAACAUCUGGAGGGCUGAGGUUGAGGAAGCCUGCUGUAGAACAAGAAGAAGGCACAUGUUUCUUACAAUGCAGUCCUAGGCAUGUCUACCCAUUGAGUUUAAUGGGACUUAACUUCUAGUCCUGUCUGCUGUCUGCUGAGCAACAGCCAUUGGGUACCACAAAUCAAUACAUACAGAGUCAUCCUGAAGAGCUAAAAUGGGCAUGAUGCAGGAUAUCGUUUGAAUGGCCUGGCCCUGGUGGGUGUUGUUUUUACUUUGAAUGCAGCUGUGGGCGUUCUGAAUUUUAUCAGAGUAGCAGCCACAGGGUGGUCAAUCCUUCCUUUGUGGGCUAUCUUUCCAAUCAAAAUCUCCUCCUUUCCGCAAGUGCUUUCUCAACUACAAGGGGAAAGAUACUAGUUCUAGGCGUAUUUUUCCCCGAAAGGAGAAAAGAUGCUCAGGAGAGGAGCAGCUGGCAGCUAAAGGAUUAAGCACUUCUGCUCCAAUCAAAUUCAGAGCCUCCACAACUGCUAUUAUAAAAAAAUAUUUAAAACCCAGCAGGAGACAUACCAAGUGUCACUGGUAUUGUUUUGUCUAUUUAUACAAAAAGAAAUUGAUUUUUCCAACAAUGAGAACAAUCAUAAAACGGUAGAAAGCAGUAGAAGUAUGAAAGCUCCCCAGUCUCAUUCCUGCAAAUUAAAUAUUCAAAUGUUGCAGGUGCCGAAAUGUCUCUGCCUUUGUGGAAGUUAAAAUAUGUAAGCCAGUGCUUCAUCUUCGGCUGCUGGGCAUAUGCCUUGUGCCAUUUAGGUGCUUGGUUGCUUGAUGUCUCACACUAAUAAGGCAUUAGACUUCUGGUAGGUCUCUGCAUUUUCUCUAAGGAAGCCGUUCUUGACCCCAAAAUGUCAAGGAGCCCAGCUGGUUCGUAGGGGUGCUGGGCGAGGUCCUUCUGUUGCUCACUAGUCAGCAAGUUCUGCUUUGUAUUCUUCAAAAGCCUUUGCCAAAAAUGUGAAGUUCUGUUCUUAUUAGCAAAGCAAAAUGAGGUCAUAUACACAAGCUGGAUAUUUUGGCUUCCCUCCUCUCUCUCUCUCUCUCUCUCAGUUCAAGUCCAUGCUUUUACGUUUUACUCUCAGGCUCAAACAUGAAUCAACACGAAACAUGGAUCAAGGAAGGAGAAUGAAGUUUUCUCCUAAUGCCUUUCCCAAGUUCAGCUUUUGCCACACUCUGAGCAAGCCAGUAGCAGCCACUGUUAGAAUGCAAAGCAAUACAUUUUGGGGAGGACCUGUGGCCCAGAGGUCGAUUGCUCCGUUAGGCGGAGCCACAACACUAGCUUCUGGACAGCAGAGUUGUUGCCGCUUACCGGGAAGAGAAGAGGGCAAAGCAGUGGGGAGGUUGGUGCAGUGUUUGCACACUGGCAGGAUUGCCGGAUUGGCUCUGCUGAUGUGCUUGCACUGCGUUAACCUCCCUGCCACUUUGCCACAUCUCCCUUGCUGGGAAGCUAACACUCUGUCCUAAUCCCACCCUGGGCAAGUCACUUCCACUGGGCAGACCUCCAGAUGUUCUUGUACUCCAACUCCCAUCAGCUCCAGCCAGCAUGGAGUGAUGGGAGUUGUCGCCCAGCAAUUUCUAACAGGGCAGGGUGCAGAUUCCCUGCCCCUGGCAAUGCAAUAUCCUCCUCUCCUCCAAAGGCAAGGUGUGUGUUGAUCUCCAGUGCUUGUAGUUGAUGGGCUCCACUGCCGCGAGAGCCACUUGCCGUGAGCUACAAUUCCAUUGAUGCAUCCAGCACUGUGUGGCUAGCGCUCACCGCUAUUGUGACUGGAGUUUGGAAUGACGCAUGCUUUUGACUGAUUCUGUCUCUCUCCCUGUUUCUCUCUCGUUUUUCUUUUCUGCACUAAUGCUACCUUGCAAACCUUUUGAACUGGCAAGUUUGUUUGUUUGUCUGUUUGAUUAAUCUGCUCUGUUUUGCCUUUUUAACGCCUCACCCUGUCUG
Molecule: messenger RNA, 13109 nt
Organism: Zootoca vivipara (common lizard)
Lineage: Eukaryota; Metazoa; Chordata; Lepidosauria; Squamata; Lacertidae
Source: RefSeq, a predicted model, not a curated record